AUGUUGAAAUCCCGCAAAGAAGACGCAGAUGCUUCUUCUCCAUUCAGUCGUUUACCAGACGAAAUCUUCCAUGAAAUCAUCAACAAAAUAAUCGAUUUGAAAAGCCUCUGUUUUUGUUAUCUCGUUUCCAGACGUUUCUCCUCGAUUGUACUUCAAGUCGAUGCCAUCGCCUUCACUGGUGAGUCCUUUGCAUCUGCCAUCAAUUUCUUUAUCAUGUUUAAAGGAUUGAAGUACGUAUGUAUCGAACUUCCGUCUAUUGAUAAUGGGUUUUUGUUCAAGUGGACGGUUAAGUUUGGUAGCAGCAUCGAAUCGCUUAUAUGUCUGUUGCCGGAUUCAGUUUGUGAUAAGGAUGGAGUAUAUCUUUAUGGAAAUGGGGAUGAAGAAGAAGACGACAUUGGGUUAAUACAUGAAUUUUGUGGCUUAAAACAUCAGAUUUCGAGUAUGUGUCUUGAGGAGGCGAUUCUGUGGCAUAUGAUGUUGUUGUACUUGGUUAAGUAUCUACCAAUGUUGGAAGAGGUUUCCAUUACUGAUUCUGGAAAAAGAGGGAGGCUUUCUCUGAGUGGGAAAAAACUCAUUGAGGUGAAGGAAUGGGUACAUUCAACUUCAGCUUCGGAAAUUGAGAGGAAUCGAAUAGAGGAUCCUGAUAUUGUGAGAUACUGUUACAUUCCCGUUUUGAAGCUGCCAGUUUCAGGGUACGUGAUGAAGGGAGUAACUUUUUUUGUAAUGGAGAUGAAAGAUCACCAGGGUGAGUAUGAUAGUUUUAUGAAUAGUGAAGAUGGUGGUUUUGAAGAUAAAGAUGAGGCUGCAUUAUACACGGAAGCUGUGAAGGAAAUUUUUGAGAAGAUGAGGAGGUUACAUACGUAA
Molecule: messenger RNA, 864 nt
Organism: Lactuca saligna
Lineage: Eukaryota; Viridiplantae; Streptophyta; Magnoliopsida; Asterales; Asteraceae
Source: the annotation of a GenBank genome assembly